GGCGGGAGCUGCAUGUUUACGUUUCCGGGCCCAAAGAACGAACAAACCACUAAUUACGAUCUAACUUUGUAUAAUUAUUGGAUUCUGUUAUCAUCUCUUGCUGCUCGCCACGCGUGUUUUUUGAGCGGACACAAAUAGGACUACCUACAUUAUGACAUCUGCCGACAUUAAACCAGUGGAGUUUUUACCUGGAGUCCCUGACUGGAGCACCGUGGACCAGCCAAUAGGAGAACUGUUUACUCCCAUCGAGGAUAAAUCUGCGUGGAGUGACUUCCUCCUGUCUGACCAACAGGUGGCGCAGUUCUGGAAAGAUGGCUUCCUGUCCAACAUACGACUGCUGUCUGAGGAACAGUGUGACAGGAUCAUAGCGGAUUACAAGUACUUCAUAGGAAGUGAUGAGAAGCAUCCUGGGAUGGAAAUGAUGUAUGAAUACAGCAGCAACCAAUCUGGUGACCCUGACAACGUGUUGAUGCAUGGUCUGGGACAGUGGAGACUCACCAAGUUGUUCCACGAUCUGAUCUUUCUACCACAGGCUGUCGUUCCCGCGUCACAGCUGCUUGACGAGUCGCGGCAAGGGGUUCCGGUGAGACUGUGGCACGACCAGAUGUUUGCUAAACCCCCGAACCACGGCGGGGUGGUCGCCUGGCAUCAAGAUUAUUCUUACUGGACUCGUACAAAACCCAUGAUGCACUUGACAAUUCACAUUGCCUUAGACGAGCAGACCGCUGACAAUGGACCCCUCCUGUACAUCCCUGGCUCUCACAGAUGGAAUCGAAAUGGUAACCCUCUACCUGUGACGGAUUUCAACUUCUACGACAUGGAGUCAAUUCAGACAGUUCUGACCGAGGAAGAGAAAGCCCAGUUCAAACCCAUCAGCUCGGACUUGAAGAAAGGCUGUGCAAGCUUCCACCACCCACUGUCUGUCCACGGUUCCUAUGGCAACAGGUCAGACCGACCCAGACGUGCGACCGUGUUGAAUUAUUUUGCUGAUGGUGUUCUGUCCAACACUGAUGAUGAGCAGCUGAAAGGUAUCACCAUUCCAAAGGGUGAGAAGAUGUGUGGACAGUUCUUUCCAUUGGUCUAUGACCCAAGCUGGAGGGAAUAACUUUAACAUUAAGCUGGGGGAAAUAAAUUUAAUAUUGUCCUGGAGGGAAUACAUUUAACAUUGUGCUGGAGAGAAUGGGGGUUGCGGGGGUGGGGGGGGGGGGAGUUUGGGGGAGGUUGGUCAGGGAAAUUGUGCCACAGAAAAAAGAAAAAAAAAAAGUGCCUUAUUUUCAUACUCUCCUCUCCGCCAUCCAGAUGCAAAACCAAUUUAAAUUCUGUUUUAAGUGUUGUUUUUGAUGGGCCAGUUAUAAUUAUGAACAUUUUCAUCACAAUAUAAAUGUGCUCUAUUUUGAAACUCCCUCUCACUUCCUGGCAAGAUUUUGUUUUAAAAGCAUAUGGUGGCAUUAACAACUCACCCCGCCCCACCAACUUUCCGCCAAAAUACAAUUUGAUGUUACAUAAUAAAAAUAGAACAUACCACAAGUGGCUUUACUGUAUGGCUCUAAGUUUGAAAUGUUUUGUAAUUUCCCCUGGUAUUUCAAGCAGUGUGAAAGGGGCGGGACGUAGCCCAGUGGUACAGCACUCACCUGAUGCAUGGUCGAUCUAGAAUCGAUUACCGUCGGUUUCUCGUUCCAGUCCACUAUGACUUGUAUAUCAAAGACCAUGGUAUGUACUAUCCUGUCUUUGGGAUGUGCUAUCCUUUCUUUGGGAUGGUGGGAUGGUACAAAUGGAAAACUAUAUCAGGUUUUUUUCUUCUCUAAAACAAUAUGUCAGAAUUACCAAAUGGUUGACAUUCAAUAGCCAAUGAUUAAUAAAUCAAUGUGCUCUAGUGGUGUCGUUAAACAAAACAAAACCAGUUUUAUAUUAAUACAUAUUGACACAGCAUAAACAGCAUUUCUUUACAAUAAUAAAUCCAAAAAGUACAAUGUGACAAAGGCUAUAUAGAUGUAUCCAUUAACUGCUCAGACUUUAGGGGAAGUACCAUAUUUGCUCGGAAAUAAGACCAGGGGGCCAAGACAACUCAUUGUGAGCUUAGCAUGGGGUGGGCUUAUUCCCAGGAAAGGGGCCAGUUUUUUAAUUUAAAUAAUAAUAAUAAUAAGUAAUUUUUAUCUCAUGAAAAUGUUCAUAAUUAUGAAUCAUCCCAAUGGCAAAGAUAUGUAGGAAAACAAAACAAAACAAAAAAGUCCACUCCUUGAAUGAUGGCCGUUUCAUUAAAUUUAGAAAUCACUGUUAUAUAUCAAAGUUUCUAGUUUGCUUUAGCCCGUUCGAUGCAUGGUGUAGGCUCUGAAACAACUUGAGAAACAUAAUGGUAUUUGAUGGCCAUUUAUUGAGAAUUCUUAAUUAAUUAAUUUCAUUCAUCCAACCUGAUACCAUUGUUAUGCAUAGUAUGUAUUUGUUAAAACAUUGUCCAUCCAUCUGCCAGCUUUUCUUGUCCGGUGAAUAUCUUUGAUACUGUAUUUUGCAGCAUUUAUUAAAUUAGGGAAAAAAAGAGAAAUAUGUGAAAUAUUUCACUUGAAGUUCAUAGAAUUAUACUUUUAAAUUAAAAUACUGAUAUUUUAAAAAUUGUUUACCUUUCUUUUCUAAAUGAGAACUGGCUUACAAAUUUAAGAUUUGGCACGAGCGUAGGAAGGUGUCAGAAAGUGGGGUGGGGGCACACACUCACAGAUAUAUAUACAAAUUUGGGUAUGGCGCCAUACCCGUUUUACCCUCCGACAGAAACCAUGAUAUAUAUAUAUAUAUAUAUAUAUAUAUAUAUAUAUAUAUAUUAUUUAACGUUAACUGGCCCUAACAGAAACAUAAUGGUUAGUUUCAGAAUUAUACUAUAUGGAAUGGGGGAAAUUUGCACAUUGUACCUCAGUGUUUAAGUUGUGGGUUUUUAGUGGUUUCUCAUUUUGAUGCAAUAUUUGUUGUGAUUUUUGCACUCUUGUUAUAUGCAAAAUUUUAACUUGUUAUUAAAUGCAUAAUUGUUGCUGGUAAUAUAUUUUAAAUAUUACUCUAGGCGCUUUGUUACAUAUGAAUUUACGUAAUUACAAUAUCAACUGCCAUUAUAUUAAUAAUAAAACAAAAUGAUUUUCAA
This is a messenger RNA of Gigantopelta aegis, 3121 nucleotides long. RefSeq names its product phytanoyl-CoA dioxygenase, peroxisomal-like. Lineage: Eukaryota; Metazoa; Mollusca; Gastropoda; Neomphalida; Peltospiridae. The coding region runs from base 152 to 1105 and encodes 317 amino acids. The record is from RefSeq and is a predicted model, not a curated record. The transcript is spliced from 11 exons.